AUGAAGCCUGCAACAUGGUUGCGAUGGGAAGGCACUGUGCAUGCAGCAAAUCAGGUACAAGAGUCCACAUCGACGGACGAGUAUUUUUCGCCAUUCGCUACUGAUGCGCCGUCCGAAGCACUUUUCCAACGCAAGGAUGGACUCGCCGCGCUCGCCCCCAUCAUCAACGUCGCCUCCAACCUGCUCAACAAACCGAUACCCACCAACAAAUGGUGGGGGAACCUCAUCCACACCACAACAGAGGACAUCGACACCGUCGCCAACCCCGCAUGGUCUAAUCCGUACGCGCUCAAGCUACCCAAAGAAGCACCUUUCGGUAUACAAGCAUACUACUCGUACACAUACCGUCAAAUGGCUGGUGAGGUGAAUGGCGUCGUCCGAUACUAUCUGCAUGAAUUCCACAACGACGUAACGUUAUCGGCGAAUGAAUUCGGGUCGACUAAACCAGACUACGAGGUGUACUCGUUCAGUGAAAUGGGGGUUUCUGUGCGGACGUCUGUUACAGGCAGUAAAAACUGCAUGGACUCCGCGCUGGUGCAUGGCAUGGCGUUCGUAUCGGCAACAUGCUCGACGCCGGGCAAGUACGUGGUGAAGCUCGCGAACCAGCAGACGUGGGUGAUAUUUGCGAGCGACACGGGUGCUUCGUUCCACAUCACGGGGUCAGCUCUUGUGAGCAAUGCGGUUUACACUGGAACACUUCGGAUGGCGAUUCUACCUGAGACUGGCGAUGAGAGUGUCUACGACGACUACGCGUCGUGUGUUGUCCGGGGUGGAGACGUGUCAGUGCAGUCCCGAACAAGCUACUCGCUGGACUGGGAGACUGAAGGCAGUAGCUGUGACAGCACGGGUCUGUUGCAUUUCGCGCUACCGCAUCAAGUGGAAGUUAUGAAAGAGGCUAUUACGACGAAGAGCAAGGGUGCCAUCGUACUGCACUCGAGCACUCGUGGUGAUAUGGUGGCUCAAGUGACGAAAUCUGGUAGCUGGGCCUUGACAGAGGAUGAAGCAGACGAGGAAGUAGACUUCUAUCCAUCAACUAAGCCGUCAGCUGAUGUAGUUGCGCAGGUUAACCUUCUGUCCACGUUGCAGAGCGACAUUGAUAGUGCGUGGAGCUUGGACAGUGGUAGCUGGUACUACAACGGCAAGGCGUAUCAGAAAUAUGCCUCGCUGUGCUUGAUCGCAGCCGAUAGCUCUGUAGUCGGUGAUGAUACAGCACUCUUGAAAACUUGUUUAUCGAAACUGGAGGCUCUGGUGUGGCCUUUCGUGAAUAACACAAUGAGCGUGCCGCUGGUGUAUGAGACAUCAUACAAAGGUAUCGUAACCAGCCAGGUUUUCACCGCCAACGACGUAAAUGUGGAAUUCGGCAACGGGGUUUAUAACGACCACCACUAUCACUACGGCUACUGGAUCACGGCGUCGGCCAUUCUAAAGAAACUGAAUCCGUCGUGGUCGGGAAUGGCACAACUAGAGACAAUGGUGUGGACGCUGCUUCGUGAUGUUGUAAACCCGAGCUUGGACGAUCCGCAUUUCCCUAAGCUCCGUCAUUUCUCGUGGUAUUUGGGACAUUCAUACUCGCACGGUGUGACUCCCAUGGCCGAUGGCAAGGAUGAAGAGAGCACGUCAGAGGACGUGAACUUCUUUUAUGGUAUGAUACUCUGGGGACAGGUUUCGGGUAACAAGGCGGUGGAAGAUCUGGGCAGUCUCAUGCUACGCCUCAACGCUCGUACCGUACGGACCUACUUCCUCAUGACCUCGGACAACACGAUACACCCGCCUCAGUUCGUUCCGAACCACGUCACAGGCAUCUUCUUCGACAAUAAAGCGGACUACGCGACAUGGUUCGGUCCCGAGAAGUAUUGCAUCCACGGCAUUCAGAUGAUCCCGGUGUCACCUAUCAAUGGUUUGGCACGUACGAAGACGUUUAUCCAGGAAGAAUGGGAUGACAUUUUAUCAAAGGAAGCGAUUGUUACGGGUGGUGAUAUUUCCAACGCGUGGUUGUCGCUGUUACUUGUGAACGAGGCUGUCAUCAACCAGGGCGAUGCACUGGCAAAGCUGCCGUCAGUCACCAUGGAUGACGGGCUGACCCGUUCGUGGGCUCUGUACAACGCAGCAUCUCGAGGAGAUUCCGGUUCUACAGGGUCGACGAAGUUGGUUACGGUGCCUCCGAGUACUAACACGAAGGCGCCCACGGUCACCACUGCGACUCCGAGCACCACGACUGCAAUUCCUUCUGUCACUACUGCUACACCAACCAUCACUACUACUCCCUCGACUAUUAAGACGAAGGCUCCAAUUGCUACAACAUCAGCACCCGAAGUCGUAACAAUGUCUCCCAUCUCCCAGAGUAACGUCACGAACACACCCGUUACUGCUGCUCCGUCACCAACGACAGUACCAAGUACUACGAUCUCUACUCCUGCGUCGACACGUCCGCCUAGUCCACCUACAUCGGCGCCAGAAGUGAAUACUGGCGCUAAGUAUCCCGGUUGGACAUCAAUCCCGCCUGGAUGGACGUCCAUUCCCCCUGGUUGGACUUCGAUUCCUCCGGGCUGGACAUCGUAUACUCCUGGUGUGGUCGUCCCUGAAGGUGCAACGAAAGUGGAUUCCACUGACACUACUCAGUUCGUGGUGCAAAGCUAA
This is a messenger RNA of Phytophthora infestans T30-4, 2637 nucleotides long. RefSeq names its product endo-1,3(4)-beta-glucanase, putative. Bases 1 to 2637 code for a protein of 878 amino acids. The transcript has 3 exons. Gene Ontology annotation, molecular function: endo-1,3(4)-beta-glucanase activity. Lineage: Eukaryota; Oomycota; Peronosporomycetes; Peronosporales; Peronosporaceae. The record is from RefSeq and is a predicted model, not a curated record.